Physcomitrium patens is the source of this 4988-nucleotide messenger RNA. RefSeq names its product ABC transporter G family member 29. NCBI's taxonomy places the organism in Eukaryota, Viridiplantae, Streptophyta, Bryopsida, Funariales, Funariaceae. Gene Ontology annotation, cellular component: membrane. The record is from RefSeq and is a predicted model, not a curated record. Gene Ontology annotation, molecular function: ABC-type transporter activity; ATP hydrolysis activity; ATP binding.
GACUCCUAUAAGUUGUGAGAGAGUUGUGUUUGUUGGGAGGGGGUGCAAUUCUCCGAGAACCUCGGAAUGAGGAUUUACCCAAUAGCUCUUAGUCUUGAGUGUUUGAAAACUUCAACGAAUGUUGGUUUUAGUUUGUGAGAAUUGCAACUUUUUCUUUGAUGGAAAACCAGAUCAGGGGUUCGACACAGAGCGCGCAAGAUUUUGAAGACUCUUCUGUGCUGAAUAGUCACCGGCUGCAUAAUUAGACAACAGCAAUGGAUAAGGAUGACAAGAUGAACCCGGAGGAGGACCUAGAGUAUGGAGGUCAACAGCCCUGGAACAUCCAGCCUUCGAAGAGCAUAGGUCGUAGCUCAAGACGAGGGUCACUCUCUCGGUCGAGGAGCUUGGCACGGGAAAUGCUUGCUAGUGGCAGUAUAGGCACAGCAGCUCCUCAGUCGUAUGGACUUUUCGGUGCCGCAGGCAACCUACUGGAUGCAGCUUCCCGGUCUUCAACUCGAGAGGAAGACGAAAACGAGUUGCGGUGGGCUGCCUUGGAGAAGCUUCCAACGUACAAGCGCAUCCGCACUUCCAUCCUCCAGCAGCACACUGGAAGUCUACGUGAACUGGAUGUGAAAAAGCUGUCAGUAGCGGAUUUUCAACACCUUCUGCAAACUUUGCAUCGGCCCACAGAUAAUGAUGACGAACAGAUCUUGGCUAAGUUGCGCAAGCGGUUAGACAGGGUUGGGAUAGAACUCCCCACGAUCGAGGUUCGGUUCGAAAAUUUGACAGUCGAAGCGAACUGCCAUGUUGGAAGCAGAGGCUUGCCUACCCUAUGGAACGUUUUUCUUAACAUCCUAGAGAGCGUUGCAGGGUUUCUUCACCUAUCUCCAACACGGAAGCAGGUUGUCACCAUUUUGGACAAUGUCAGCGGCCUUAUUAAACCUGGAAGGAUGACCUUGCUUCUUGGCCCUCCUGGUUCGGGGAAGACUACUUUAUUGCUCGCAUUGGCUGCGAAGCUUGAUCCUGAUCUGAAAGUGAAAGGGAAAGUAAUGUUCAACGGGCACACGUUCGAUGAAUUUGUGGUACCAAAAACUGCCGCAUACGUAAGCCAGCACGACCUGCAUGUUGGAGAAUUGACAGUUCGGGAAACUUUUCAAUUCUCUUCUAAAGUCCAGGGCGUUGGGCAUCAAUACGAAAUACUCGAGGAGGUGGCGAAGAGAGAAAAAGAGAGUGGGAUUCGACCUGACUUAGAUGUCGACACUUACAUGAAGGCGACGGCUAUGCCGGGAAACAAAGCCAUGCUUGCCGUUGAACAUAUCAUAAGGAUGCUCGGUCUAGAGAUUUGUGCAGACACAGUAGUCGGGAACGAAAUGCUCCGUGGAAUUUCCGGUGGUCAGAAGAAGCGUGUGACAACGGGGGAGAUGCUUGUCGGCCCACUAAAGACAUUGUUCAUGGACGAGAUUUCUACAGGACUGGACAGCUCAACAACGUUCUCAAUUGUAAGGAGCUUGGGCCGAUUUACGCAUGAGUUGUCUGCAACGACCUUAAUCUCGUUGCUGCAGCCUGCCCCUGAGACCUUCAACCUCUUCGACGACGUAAUAUUGCUCUCUGAAGGGCAAGUUGUUUACCAUGGCCCGAUUGCAAAUGUUGUCGAGUUUUUUGAGCUUUGCGGCUUCAAGUGCCCGGAGAGAAAGGGCAUUGCUGAUUUUCUGCAAGAGGUCACAUCACGUAAGGACCAAGAACAGUACUGGGCGGAUAAGCGCAAACCCUACCGCUAUGUGCCCGUCAAGUGCUUCGCAGACGAGUUUCAAAGAUUUCAUGUUUGGUUAAGGAUGAAGGAUGAGCUAGGAGUUGCAUACCACAAAGAGAGAAGUCACCCUGCUGCUCUUGCUAAGGAGACCUACUCAAUCUCUAACAAGGAACUCUUCUGGGCUACCUUCGAUCGAGAGCUGACGCUGCUUAAGCGGAACGGAAUUGUUUACAUCAUCAAAGCCAUUCAGAUCACAAUGAGCGCCUUCAUUUCUAUGACCACCUUCUUUCGCACUCGGCUUCACACGCAAACAGUCAAUGAUGGAGGCCUCUACUUCAAUGCCCUUUUCUAUGCUAUAAUCAUGUUUAUGUUCACAGGGUUUGGAGAGCUUGCAUCCACAAUCACUAGACUACCUGUUCUCAUCAAACAACGGGACAUGCUCUUCAUCCCUGCAUGGGCAUUCUCGCUUUCUACUAUGUUGUUGAGUAUCCCAGGGUCUAUUCUUGAGGUUGGCAUUUUCACCUGCAUGAGCUACUUCGUGACGGGAUUUGCACCCAACGCUGGUGCUUUUUUCAAAUUCGCUUUGAUUCUCUUUUUGAUCCAGCAGCAGGCAGGUGGUAUGUUUCGAUUUAUUGGCGCAGUAUGCCGCACAAUGACGCUGGGAUUUACCCUGGGGUGGAUUAUCCUUCUGCUUCUUUUCAUGCUCGGAGGGUUCAUUAUCCCCCGUCCGGACAUUCCGGUAUGGUGGAGAUGGGGCUUCUGGAUUUCCAACAUGAGCUAUGCCGUGCAGGGAAUUAGUUCCAAUGAAUUCACCGCUUCUCGGUGGAAAACGCCAUACACUGGAAUUGGUGGAGUGAAUACCGUUGGAGCCAGAAUUCUGCAGAGCCGUGGUCAAUAUACAGAAUCAUAUUGGUAUUGGAUUAGCGUAGGCGCUCUCUUGGGAUUCUACGCGAUAUUCAACAUUGGAUUUACGCUGGGACUUCAGUUCAUGCCUGGAGUUGGCAAGCCUCAGGCUAUAAUGUCCAAGGAAGAGUUGGAAGAAAAAGAAGUAAAUCGUACUGGUGCAGCUCUUUCCAAGACGAAAUCAGCGUCACGUUCUCGGUCACGGUCAUUAGCUAGUAUUAUGACCUCCAAAGGCGAUACCCUUCAACAGAGUAAAAGCCGACGCUCCUCCACUAAUCGCCGUCCCUCUGAUUCUGAUGUUGAAAGUGAAGCUUUGCAAGUGACUCGUGGAAUGAUUUUGCCUUUCGACCCGUUGAUAAUCUCAUUCGACGAUGUUAGCUACUUUGUUGACAUGCCUGCGGAAAUGAAGUCGCCUGAGAUGACAGAGAGUAAGCUCCAGUUGCUCAAUAAGAUUACAGGAGCUUUCAGACCAGGUGUACUAACCGCCUUGGUAGGAGUUAGUGGAGCUGGAAAGUCAACUCUUAUGGAUGUGCUAGCUGGGCGUAAGACUGGUGGCUACAUUGAGGGUGACAUUCGCAUCUCUGGCUAUCCGAAAAAUCAGAAGACCUUUGCCCGAAUCUCAGGUUACUGCGAGCAGAAUGACGUCCACUCCCCACAAGUGACAGUUCGAGAGUCUCUCAUUUACUCAGCGUGGCUUCGUUUAGCCUCCGAGAUUGACGACGAAAGUAAAAUGGCUUUCGUGGAAGAAGUGUUGGACUUGGUGGAGCUGAAGGCACUGGAGAAUGCCUUAGUAGGUCUGCCAGGCAUCACGGGGUUGUCAACAGAGCAAAGGAAGAGGUUGACAAUUGCAGUGGAAUUGGUCGCGAAUCCAUCUAUCAUCUUCAUGGACGAGCCCACCAGUGGGCUGGAUGCACGAGCAGCUGCCGUUGUGAUGCGAACUGUGAGAAACACGGUGGACACAGGACGAACUGUUGUAUGCACCAUUCACCAACCUAGCAUCGACAUCUUUGAAGCCUUCGAUGAGCUUCUGUUGUUAAAGCGAGGAGGACAGGUAAUUUACGCUGGCGAAUUGGGUUUCGAGUCCAAGCACAUGGUCGACUAUUUUGAGGCUGUGCCCGGAAUCCCCAAAAUCGCCGAAGGUAUCAACCCAGCAACAUGGAUGUUAGAUGUGACCAACGUGGACAUGGAACUACAAUUAGGAAUAGACUUCGGAGAAUAUUAUACAAGAACUGAACUUUACAAGCGGAACAAGGAUCUUGUGAGAGAAUUAAGUGUAGCAGCUCCAGGAUCGAAGCCCUUGGUGUUUCCAAGUGAAUAUCCACUAACUUCGUUCCAGCAGCUCAGAUGCAUUCUCUGGAAGCAGUCGUUGACACAUUGGCGCAGCCCUGAUUACAAUCUCGUCCGUUUUGCCUUCACUUUCUUUACUGCACUCAUCUGCGGAAGUAUAUUCUGGCAAGUGGGGCACAAAACAGAAAGGUCGACGGACUUGGUAAUCACAUUGGGAGCACUCUAUGGCUCAACUUUGUUUAUCUGCUUCAAUAACGCAAGCACAGUGCAAACGAUGGUGAGCGUUGAACGAUCUGUGAUGUACAGAGAGAAGGCAGCUGGAAUGUACUCGUUAAUACCUUAUGCGCUAUCCCAGGUGCUGAUGGAAGUUCCGUAUGUCGUAGUCCAAGGGACAUUGUACGCUCUCAUCACAUACGCAAUGCUGGGAUUCCAAUGGACAGCUGCAAAAUUCUUCUGGUACUAUUACACCAAUAUCAUCAGCUUGCUGUCGUUCACGUAUUACGGUAUGAUGAUGGUGGCCAUUACUCCCAAUGUUAUCUUGGCCUCCAUCGUCAGUGCUUUCUUCUCCACGCUCUUCAAUCUCUACGCCGGAUUCUUGAUUCCACGACCUGCGAUUCCCGGGUGGUGGAUAUGGUACUACUGGCUUUGUCCCUUAGCUUGGAUCAUUUAUGCAUUGAUAGCUUCACAGUUCGGAGAUGUUACGGACAAGCUUAUCAUUGUAGGCGACGAGACGAAAGACAUCAUCGUCAAGGAUUAUCUCAAGGAAACAUUUGGAUUCGAACACGACUUCUUGCCUGUUGUCGGCCCGAUGCUCAUCGUGUGGAUGGUCAUUUUCGCGUUGGUAUUUAUUUUUGCCCUCAAAAGCUUCAACUUCCAACGCAGGUAAUUGUCCUUUUCUAUUUGUAUAGAGAGCUUUAGAAAUCAUAACCAGCUCUGAGUUCCAAACCAAUAUGAGUUCGUGCUUACGGAACCUGUGUUAUUUUGAUGGCAUCGGAUGGUUUCCAUGGAAACCUAGAACAUGAUGAUGCUGAUGGUUUAAAUAAAUUAUUCUCUUCGAGAUUUGAAAGUU